CCUCCCUCUUUCUCUUUACGCUUCCUAGCCUGGUGGAGGUGCAACUUUUCCUAUCGGUCGUCCCGAAUCCGGGUUCAUCCGACACCGAAACCGGCCCGAGUGAAGCGGAGUCCCCCCUAGUCCGACACAGUCAUGCCUCCUAAAUUCGAUCCCAACGAAAUUAAAGUCGUCUUCCUGAGAUGCACCGGUGGGGAGGUGGGAGCUACUUCAGCUCUGGCCCCUAAAAUUGGACCUUUGGGUCUGUCUCCCAAGAAAGUUGGUGAUGACAUUGCCAAGGCAACCGGUGACUGGAAGGGGCUGAGAAUCACCUGCAAACUGACCAUUCAGAACAGACAGGCUCAGAUUGAGGUUGUGCCAUCUGCCUCCGCUCUGAUCAUCAAGGCCCUCAAGGAGCCUCCCCGUGACAGGAAGAAGCAGAAGAACAUUAAACACAACGGCAACAUCUCCAUGGAUGAAGUGAUCAGCAUCGCCCGCCAGAUGAGGCACCGAUCCCUGGCUAGAGAGCUGUCAGGAACAAUCAAAGAAAUCUUGGGCACAGCUCAGUCCGUGGGCUGCAAUGUGGACGGCAGACACCCCCACGAUAUCAUCGACGACAUCAACAGCGGUGCCGUGGAGUGCCCAACUAGCUAAAUCCAAUGAAGAGGACCUGAAUAUUUGUUAAAAUAAAACUUUGAUCCACACAA
This is a messenger RNA of Hyla sarda, 683 nucleotides long. RefSeq names its product ribosomal protein L12 (gene RPL12). The record is from RefSeq and is a predicted model, not a curated record. The coding region runs from base 133 to 630 and encodes 165 amino acids. Gene Ontology annotation, cellular component: ribosome; cytosolic large ribosomal subunit. NCBI's taxonomy places the organism in Eukaryota, Metazoa, Chordata, Amphibia, Anura, Hylidae. Gene Ontology annotation, molecular function: large ribosomal subunit rRNA binding; structural constituent of ribosome. The transcript is spliced from 7 exons. Gene Ontology annotation, biological process: translation.